AUGAGCUUCGAUGUUCAACUACUGAAUGCUCACUAUAUUUGGUUCCCAAAUCCUUAUGUCUAUUACAAUUUCACGGUAGAUACACCGAUUGCAAGUGAGGGGGAUCGAAGAACACUAAGAAAGCGAAGAGGCUACGCGUCGAACUUUUCCUUCACUCUUUUAUAUUACAUCGGAGUCAUCGACACACUUCAACUAAUCGGACAUAUUGUUGCUGGCUUCAUGCUCAUAACACUCAUGAGUAGCUCAGAAGUCAUUUAUAUCUUUGGUGCUAUUCUAGAAGGUGGAUAUAUCUCAACGGGUUUUUUGACAAUUGCACUUCCAAUUCAUCGAGCUGCUUAUAUUAUGUUUCCUUUCAAAGCGGAUAGAAUAUUUCACCCAGUUCUUUUGAAAGUUUAUUGGACUUUCAUCUACAACCGUGACAAACCGGACUUGAACAAUUAUAUGAGAUUCUUUGAAGAAUGGAGUACUCUGGCUCCAAUCAUUAUCGGUGCCGUUCUUUAUUCGCUUAUCAUUGCCAAGCUUUCGUUUCGCGUAGGGAAAUAUUCCAAGAAAGAAAUCAAGUUGACAGCUCAAGUGUUUGCGAUUCUUUUGGUUAAUGCCUUCACGUAUAUCUAUUGGUAUCAUAUCACUGGAUAUAUUCCAUCAGUCACCCACCCAGUCACAACGAUGAGACCGCGAAACACAGCCGCUUCACAAAUUCAAUCAACAAUUCCUAGAAAUCGUGCC
Messenger RNA from Mesorhabditis belari, 726 nucleotides. The record is from the annotation of a GenBank genome assembly. NCBI's taxonomy places the organism in Eukaryota, Metazoa, Nematoda, Chromadorea, Rhabditida, Rhabditidae.